AUGCCGAUGUCCAAUUCUGAACAACAAACCGGGUUCUGGCCGUCCAUCCCGCAGUCGACGCGUGAUGUAUUGGAGAUGGAAGUGGCUGAUUUUCCCAGCCGCCAUGUUGAGACGCUGGCUGCCGCCACCGUCAUCAUCCGAUUUGUCAACGGCCUGGUCGACCAGCGCCAGCAAGCCGUCAUGGCUCACUCCGUCAACCGCCUGGCCCGUGAGCUGGGCAUUCCAGAAUGGUUGGUGGACUUGCGGCAUGAUGCGACCCAUGGUGAACUCCCAUCACAUAGCCUCGUCUUGGCAGCUGUCGACACCAUCAAGACCUGGCUGCAUGACCGAUACUGGGCGCCACAGGCCGAGAUGGUCGUGCACUUUGAAGCUCGGGUCGGUGAACUGGCCACUCUUAUUUGGGCGUCAGCCACCAGUACCAACCCUGAUCCCACCCUGCCUGCCCUACCCCUUCAAGUCAGUCUCGCGCCGCUCUCCAACGUGAUGACUUGUGCACAAGGCAUUCUGCGCCGUGGUUUUGGCGUCUGUUUUGAAUCGCGUUCCUCUAAUCUUUUCGACUUUGUCUGGACCCUCAGCUUCGGGAGCUGA
Monosiga brevicollis MX1 is the source of this 588-nucleotide messenger RNA. RefSeq lists its product as uncharacterized. NCBI's taxonomy places the organism in Eukaryota, Choanoflagellata, Craspedida, Salpingoecidae. Gene Ontology annotation, molecular function: endonuclease activity. The transcript has 3 exons. Gene Ontology annotation, cellular component: preribosome, large subunit precursor; Las1 complex. The coding region runs from base 1 to 588 and encodes 195 amino acids. Gene Ontology annotation, biological process: maturation of LSU-rRNA; maturation of 5.8S rRNA. The record is from RefSeq and is a predicted model, not a curated record.